Molecule: messenger RNA, 3287 nt
Organism: Dreissena polymorpha
Lineage: Eukaryota; Metazoa; Mollusca; Bivalvia; Myida; Dreissenidae
Exons: 10
Coding region: 223-2421 (732 amino acids)
Cellular component (GO): membrane
Molecular function (GO): GTP binding
Source: RefSeq, a predicted model, not a curated record
GCUGUGACAAGACCUCCAUGUGUUCUACAACAGACUGCUCCUCUUCAAACAAAAGCAAUGCUGUCUCAUGUUCAGUUAUAUCUAUAAGAACAACGUGAGAGAAACUGAAAAAAGUGAUAAUUUUCAGCGCGUGUUAGAUCAUGGGUGGACCCAGGAUUUGGGGUCACGUGACGUUUACCAACAGAAAUCCACUAAAAUUAUGAGAAGUAAACAGUUUACGCAAUGAAGUGCCCAAACCCAAAAUGUGGGGUAGAAAUACAGAGAAGUAAUGCAAAAUUUUGCAGCAAAUGUCGUCAGAAAUUGAUACGAAAAGCAGAAUCAAUUAUAUGUAACGGCGAAGAUGACGACGGUGAAAAAUGUCGGGAAAACAUCAAAUCGGACGAACAAUUCUGUGCAAACUGUGGUAGAGAUGUUCUCCCAGAUGAAUUUCUAAUAGAGAAUUGCCAGAAAUGCGGUGAAUACUGCCUUGCUUCGAACAAGAUGUGCAUGCAAUGUUUACAAUCUGAUACGCCAGAGAACCGGACGGAAAAGCUGAAUGCCUUUGUGACAGAGCCUAUCCAGAAGCCUGCAGGGCCCACUGUAACGUGUGAAAAAUGUGGACACAGUCAGACGGGUUACUGGAGUUUCUGUCUCAAUUGUGGAAAAAAUCAUCCGUUCAAACCUAGUGGAGCUAUUGUUCUCACUGGGGACCAGACACCGACAUUAAGAACAAACGAUGGCUUUAUGGAGUCUCGUUACCCAGAUUGUGUGCCUGGGAAAACUCAUUCAGAUAGAAGAGAUACAGAAGACUUGGAGAAAACACAAUCCAAACUAGAGACAUUAAACUUCAGUGAAGAUGAUUUUGGAGAUAUAAACUACGACAUGGGAAGUGACGAGGUCGAUGAUGACAUUUUGAUUACGAUGGCAGAGGCGGUUGUGAUUCAAACGAUUCUUGAUAAUGAUCAGUCAAUAAAGACAAACACCCCUGUGAUUAGAAACGUUUCUGAUCAUAGCCAAUCGACCUCGGCAAAGGCAGCGGCGAUUCAGAAAAAUAUUGCAUUGACAAAGGAAAAGGUCGCCUUCAUUCAGAAAUAUCUUGGUCUUCAUCGGCCGACAGAAUCAAAGGUUGUUGUAAACCAGAAAGGUACUGAUCAGGCAAAGUUAGGUAAGACUGAGAUUCAAAAGGUUCCCGAUCAGACAGAGAUUGCUGCUUUUCGGAAACUUGCUGGUCUGGCAAAUGCGGAUACGAUUCAGAAGGUUCUUGAUCCGGCGGAGGCGGAAAUUUUUCAGAAGGUUCUGGAUCAAUGUGGAUAUUCAGAGUUAAUGCAAAUUCUUGAAAAUAGCAAGAAUGCAUGGCGGGAUUCGACAAUAACUAUAGCCAUAACAGGGGAAUCAGGCAGUGGAAAAUCAAGUUUGAUAAACGCGUUAACCGAACGAAAGGAUGAUGACCCUGGUGCUGCCCAUACUGAUUGUGUUGAAGCUACAAAAGAGCCAACAGAAUAUCCUCAUCCUCGCAACCAAAAUCUUGUUCUAGUGGACUUGCCUGGAGUUGGAACACCUUCUUUUCCAAAAGAUACUUAUAUCCAGCAAGCACGUUUAGAUCAGUAUGAUUUCAUUAUAUUGGUGUCUUGUUCAAGAUACACAAAUAAUGAUGCUUGGCUAGCACAGGAAAUAAUAAAUCGUUUUCCUGGCGCAAAUCUAAUGUUCGUUAGAACAAAAAUUGAUAAUGACCUGGAGAGUAGAAGGAAAGGCAGAAGAAUCCCGAUGUCAGAAGACGAAAUAAAAAAAGUUUUCAACGAUAUAAAACAGAACUGUUUUACAAGUCUAAAAUCUGAAAAAAAUAUAAAAAAUCCUCGCGUGUUCUUGGUGGAUAAUCAUGACCAAUCUAAGUUUGAAUUUGGCGCCCUGGUUGAAAUGCUAGUUGAUAAGGUGUCCGUUUUGAAGAAAGAUGCUUUAGUAAUGACCAUACAGAGUUGUACCGAAAAAAUCGUAGCUGCAAAAUACGAACUUUGCAUUAAAAGACUAGAGAAUAUUACCAAGCAGGCAGCUGUUGCAGCUGUUAAUUCAAAUAGAAAAAAUCAAGAACGUUUGGAGAUUGACAUUCUUAAGCGGGAAGUAAUUCUGUAUAAGGAGCAGUUUGGAAUCGACACACAAUCUUUGGAAAUUGUUGCGCAGAGGUUUGGGCUUGACAUUGAGGAAGUGUUUGUUAAAAUGGACUCCGAAACGCAUACGGUUUUGCAAUAUUUUGAUGAAUACUAUAUACAAAGAGAUAUGAUCAAACCUUCAAACAACUAUUUAAUUCCACUUGUAAGUAAACUUAACAAAAUGAGAAAUUACCAAAAACAAUGCUACAAAGUACUGAAAGCUGUAUUGAAAAUGUGCGUUAAAGAAAAUAAAACCCUUCAGAAGAACAUAGCUGUCUGGUCAUUGAUACCGAAAUAAGAGACUAUUCGCAAUGUUCCUUCAUCUUGACUCGCCUUGGAUGUAUGAUGUAAUACGGUAUCGAGCCAUGCGCGGGAUCGAUUUACGUCACCAACGAACACAUAUUACCCUUACACAUCAAUGCGAGUAAUCUAGAAUAUAAUGCAUUUUUAAUGCUUUCCAGUGAGUGAAUGUGACUUUUAGUGAAAUGACUAUUUUAGAUGUAAUCAGCUAUAUAAUUUUGUAAAUCUCUGAAACAAUUUUACAUGUACUAUUAUAUGUGGGAAAAUAUAGACAUAUAAAUUUGUACUGUAGCCUUUACAAACCAGUAUUGCGUCUUCUUCCUAAUUUCAAAACUGACGAUGAUCUGCAUAUUUAAGUAUAUGAGACCUUUCUAUGAUGCUUUUUAAAAUCAGGAACAAUAUGUAGUUUAUACCCAUUUUGGGUUAAUUUCAUUGUUUCUCAGACAAUUAUAAUUCUGGAGCUCUGGUUUGUAUCCAAUUAUUGAAUAGUUAAAUUGCAAUUAAGUCGAAAUGUAUUUUUUUUUUCUUGCUAUCAAAUUUUAAUUGUGAUGAUGAUAAGUUAGUUUUAAUUGUAAUUUUUAUAUACACUGUAAUGUUUUGUAAUUAAGUGUGGCCAAAAUGCAUUGUUAAAUAAAUGUUCUCUCCUGCUGGUGCAAUUGAAGUUUCAUUUUGUGUAUAUAUACCGUCUGCUUAUAUUUUUCAAUUUUCACUCAGAAUUAACGUAAAUAGCAUUUUUUGCUAAACUAUUAUUAUUUCAAAUUGUAUGCUUAAAUGGACUUUUUCAAAGAUUUUGGCAUGUAUUGAAGUUUGUCAUGUAUUGUUUUAAAUUGAUAAAUGCAAACAUUGGAACUAAAAAGCUGCAUU